GGAGCGGAAGUGCGCCGCGCUCACGCGCAGUGCCGUUGGCGCCGAGUGGGAGACGGCGGCUGAGCAGCGGGAGCGGAGCUGAACGGAACGGAGCGGCGGGCGGCAUGCCGCGGGAGAUCAUUACCUUACAGCUGGGCCAGUGCGGCAACCAGAUUGGGUUCGAGUUCUGGAAGCAGCUCUGCGCCGAGCACGGCAUCAGCCCCGAGGGCAUCGUGGAGGAGUUUGCCACUGAGGGUACCGACCGCAAGGACGUCUUCUUCUACCAGGCAGAUGAUGAGCACUACAUCCCGCGAGCUGUGUUGCUGGACCUGGAGCCCCGAGUCAUCCACUCCAUCCUGAACUCCCCUUAUGCUAACCUCUACAAUCCAGAAAACAUCUAUCUGUCUGAGCAUGGAGGUGGAGCCGGGAAUAACUGGGCCAGUGGCUUCUCACAGGGAGAAAAAAUCCAUGAAGAUAUAUUCGACAUAAUAGACAGAGAGGCUGAUGGGAGUGACAGUUUGGAAGGAUUUGUGCUUUGCCACUCUAUUGCUGGUGGAACAGGCUCUGGGCUGGGCUCUUACCUCCUCGAGAGACUGAAUGACAGGUAUCCCAAGAAGCUGGUGGAGACCUACUCAGUUUUCCCAAACCAGGAUGAGAUGAGUGAUGUUGUGGUCCAACCGUACAACUCUCUGCUGACACUGAAGAGGCUGACUCAGAAUGCUGACUGUGUGGUGGUUCUAGAUAACACAGCCUUGAAUCGUAUCGCGACAGAUCGGCUGCACAUUCAAAACCCGUCAUUCUCUCAGAUCAACCAGCUGGUCUCCACCAUCAUGUCUGCCAGCACCACUACACUCAGGUAUCCCGGGUACAUGAACAACGACCUCAUCGGUCUGAUUGCCUCACUGAUUCCCACCCCACGACUGCACUUCCUCAUGACGGGGUACACACCGCUCACCACAGACCAGUCGGUGGCUAGUGUGAGGAAAACCACAGUCCUGGAUGUGAUGAGAAGACUGCUGCAGCCUAAAAAUGUGAUGGUGUCCACAGGUCGAGACAGGCAGACCAACCACUGCUAUAUUGCCAUCCUGAACAUCAUCCAGGGGGAGGUAGAUCCCACACAGGUUCACAAGAGUCUGCAGCGGAUCCGGGAGAGGAAGCUGGCUAACUUCAUUCCCUGGGGUCCUGCCAGCAUCCAGGUGGCUUUGUCACGGAAGUCCCCCUACCUGCCCUCGGCACACCGUGUCAGCGGCCUCAUGAUGGCAAAUCACACCAACAUCUCCUCGCUGUUUGAGCGGACGUGCCGGCAGUACGACAAGCUGCGCAAGCGGGAGGCUUUCCUGGAGCAGUUCCGCAAGGAGGACAUCUUCAAGGACAACUUCGAUGAGCUGGACAACUCACGGGAGAUUGUGCAGCAGCUGAUCGAUGAGUACCAUGCGGCCACGCGCCCCGACUACAUCUCCUGGGGCACGCAGGAGCAGUGACCUGGGGACAAAAGGUCUCACGGCCACUGCCACGUGCUGCAGAGCACGGCUCUGCUGCACCCACGCUGAGCACCACUCAGGCCUCCCAUAGAGCUGCCGGUGGAUGUGCACACACACACACACACACACACAAGUGUGCUCCUCAGCAGUGAGCAGCACUGCCCCUGCAGGCCCUGGGCAGAGGACAGCCUCCACCACACUGCAUGCCCUGGCCCAGGAUGGGACUGGGGCAGCCGCUCACUAUUCUGAGGGAUCCUCUUGCCCUGGGAGCACGCGUGCACUUGGAGGAGGGCAAGAGGAGAACCAGGGGCCUGGAGCGGGCCUGGCCCAAAGGUUGGGCCCUGUGGCUGAGGGCUGUGUGUGGCUGAGCCAGUCCUUGCCCUGGGCAGUGUCCUUCUUCCUCCUUUGCCAGAUCAGGCCUGGGCCACAGGCUGCAUCUAUAUUUUUGUAGGUUAUUUUGCUUUAAUAAAGGCUGUUCCUGCACUGACUCUGCCUGCAGCGAGUCCCCACUGCACUGCAGCACCAAGUAGGA
This is a messenger RNA of Phasianus colchicus (ring-necked pheasant), 1992 nucleotides long. RefSeq names its product tubulin gamma 1 (gene TUBG1). NCBI's taxonomy places the organism in Eukaryota, Metazoa, Chordata, Aves, Galliformes, Phasianidae. The record is from RefSeq and is a predicted model, not a curated record. Gene Ontology annotation, cellular component: gamma-tubulin complex; microtubule. Gene Ontology annotation, molecular function: GTP binding; structural constituent of cytoskeleton. Gene Ontology annotation, biological process: cytoplasmic microtubule organization; microtubule nucleation.